AAGUCAUUGUGGCUGUGCUAUAAUUGAAGGAGAUUGCUUGUGUCAAAGAAAUCGCGCGCUAUUAAAAUUUAUAAACAUUGCCUUUAGCCCGCAAAGUCGAUUUUUAGUGUUUUAAUUUUCAUGUACUUAGAAAAAUUUGCAAUAUGGCUCCUCCUAGGCGGAUUGUAAGGCAACAAUUAGAAAUACUAAUGGACUUUCUUGAAGAUAAUAAAGACAUGUCAAAAGGAUUACCGCCUGGUACACCAGUAUGUCAUCAGGCUACCAGGCAGAAAUGGGCAGCAUUAGCAAAACAGCUCAAUGCUGUUCAAUCAGGUGCUUUGAAAACACCGGAAGGAUGGAAGAAGUAUUGGUUUGAAUGGCGUCAUAAGUGCAGAAGAAAAGCAGCUGAUGUUCGAAGAUUUCAAUCAGCGUCAGGUGGUGGGUCCAAUCGAUUUGUGCCUCUGAAUGAUUUAGAAGUGAGAGUUCUUGAGCUCAGUGGCAAAGGAUCGGUUACAGCUUCUGUAUCAUCCUCCAAGCAGUUAGAGAACUUCUUAGCCGAGGACUCUGAUUCUGAGCCUCUAGAAAAUGUAAAAGCACGGUCUGCUGUAUCUAAUGUCAAAGUGAGGAGUUCUACAAGCAACACUAAGAUAGAAAAAGAUGAUGAUGUUCGACCUGUAACACCACCACCUAAAUGGGCUUUAGAACUAGAAGAAAGAAGAAUCGCAGCAGAGGAACGUAUGGCAGAAGCUUUAGAAUCUAUAGCGUCUGUAAUGAGAUCACAAGAAGAAAGACGAGCUAUGUUGGAGGACAGAAUAGCAGAUGCGUUGACUGCUAUAGCUGGCACUGUGCAGGACUUAAAUAGUGGUAUACAGGAUGCUGUACAACACUUGCAGCAAGUAUAUCCAGUGCAAACUAAUGGACCCAGUAUAAAGGGAGAUGUGUUCUUAUAACUUACAAUUUAUUUUUUAUAUAACUAUAUAUACUUCUAACUAUAAUAUUAUUAAUUAUAAGUCUACAUUUUUA
This is a messenger RNA of Achroia grisella, 1002 nucleotides long. RefSeq lists its product as uncharacterized. The coding region runs from base 144 to 929 and encodes 261 amino acids. The transcript has 4 exons. The record is from RefSeq and is a predicted model, not a curated record. Lineage: Eukaryota; Metazoa; Arthropoda; Insecta; Lepidoptera; Pyralidae.